Molecule: messenger RNA, 3404 nt
Organism: Botrytis cinerea B05.10
Lineage: Eukaryota; Fungi; Ascomycota; Leotiomycetes; Helotiales; Sclerotiniaceae
Exons: 2
Coding region: 780-2918 (712 amino acids)
Source: RefSeq, a predicted model, not a curated record
GGUGAAAUUCGGAUCCUCUAAAGAGUCGAUAAAUUUGCCCAACUGAUCUCUUGGAUGUACUAUUACUACCUCUGACUUGUUACAUUAUGGCCAAUCGCAUCUAGGUAUGCAAAGGAAAUCUUCAAGCAAGAUAUGAAAUGCCUAGAAUUUCUUAAAACGCCUGCUUUCCCAAUACCUAUUCUACCUAGGUAAUUCGAUUUGAUGAAGGGGUUCUUUUGAAAAUUGCUGCGCCGCUGAGCUGCAUCGUCUGAAGUAUUGUUUGGUUCAAAUACAUGCAGUUUCUUUGGUUCCUACCUCUUCUUCAGAUGAAACCCGAUUGAUAAAUUAACCUGGCCGGGUCAGCGUCAGCGUUUAAAGCACCAAUGGCCUAGUUGACCAGCAAUACUUUCUACUUUCUAUGGAACGAUGAGGAGCUAUUUGUGUCGAAGGUCAGUCAGCAGGACUAAAGACGUUAAUGGCAGAAGGAAUCAUAUUUGCAAGUAUAUACAUCUACUCACUGCCUUCUCAUACUUUAACGUUCUUAUCAAUUUACUUAUAUCCUCUCUCCACAAACUCCCUUGGAGAUUACUGCUCUGCAAUAUCAAUUUAAUUAUAUCUUGUCUCCACAAACUCCCGUGAAGAUUGUUGCUCUGCGAUAGCAAUAGACUACAUUCCAAAACGGAAAGAAUUAAACUUGUUUGUACCUUUGAUCACACUGGCAAUUUGGCAACCUGGAGAAAGUGAAACUUAUUAUUACUGUUACAGAGAGAGCUUUACCACGUGUUGAACAAACAAAAAUUAUGUCAACUCCAUCAGUCUAUAAGUACUCCCCUCUAAGGAAUGAAAAGUAUGAAAUACGAGUGCUGUCUAUUCUGGCUGGUCCUGAUGAGUCGCCGGUGCAAUGCAAGAUGAAAACUAUGUCUUUGGUGGACAAGUAUAUGGAAGAUUAUACUGCUUUAUCCUACUGCUGGGGUAGCUCCCCGGAAAAAUCAGUGAUAUGGAUUGACAAUGUCAGAGUCAGUGUCGGAGUCAAUCUUGCCAACGCUCUCAUCAGGCUCCGAAGAAUGGGCAUUAAACUGGUAUGGACUGAUGCAGUCUGUAUCAAACAGAGUGACAACCAGGAGAAAAGCUUUCAGGUCCGACUUAUGACACAGAUCUACUCAAAGGCGAAAAUAGUCUACACAUGGCUCGGAUUGGAUUCACGUGGCUUAUCAGCAUUUGCCACGAAUUCUAUGAAGGACCUGGCAUUGUCAAAUCCACAUCGAAUCGACUCACUUUUCAGUCGAGCAUCACGUUUGAGAUUAUCCUCAUCCCUUAACUACGGCGUAUGUUAUCGGUGCAACAUUCCAGGGUGUAAAGAACUCACAGUCUCGCUCAGAGACUUUUUCAAUUGCGAAUACUGGGCAAGGAUGUGGAUCAUCCAAGAAAUUGCUGUGGCAUCUGACGUCCGGUUUCUGUGUGGCGAUACUGCGUCCAUUACAUAUGAUCAACUAGCUAUAGCCAUUAAGUUCCUGAGAAAUGAACUGAAAUGUUGGGGCGGGGAAGUGGCAUCGGCAGCUUCGAACUAUCGACGCGUAGCAAAUAUUCGCAACAUUUAUCAAAAGCGCAAUUUAGAUCUUCGUCGAGCAAUGGCAUUGGCUAAGGACUCAGAGUGUGGGUGGCCGCAAGAUCGAGUCUAUGCCCUCGUUGGCUUUUCUAACGACGGUCCAACAUUAGUUCCAAUCACUGACUACGAAAAAACAUUGGAGGAGAUCUUAUGCGAUUUAACGAUGGCUUUUGCUCGACAGGAUGGCUGUUUCGACGUUAUGUUAACUUCAUCUGAUAAGUACAGAUCUCAAGAUUUACGCCUACCUUCUUGGACUCCUAACUGGAUAUCUACAUCAUCCUGGAAAAGCCACAUGCACGUUUUGGAAAGGGCGAAAAACAUUCAACGCCCAGCGAAUGUCGAUUUUGGAGAUGAAAUUCGAAGGUUGCACACUCAAAGUUUCGAUGGAAAAAUGUUGAGUCUCAUGGGAACACAACUGGAUACUGUUCAAGAUACUGCAUGGAUGACCAACUCACAAAUAAGUUUGACUUCGGGUUACGGUCUUCAGCAGCCUGAUCAUUCACGAGUCGGAAAACCAAACUACAGUAAAGCUCAGAUAUUGAAUUCGUUGUCUGUUUGUUUUCUUCAAGAAGAUUUUAAACGUAAAGAUGAAGCGAUAACAAGACUUCUUUGGUAUGCAUUUUAUUGUGUUCAAAUGAAAAAUAUUCCCAAUGGGAGAAUGCCACCCCGAGAUAUCGAAUCUCAGUCAAAGCAUGCCUCAAAGCCACUCCUAAUACACGGAAAGAGCUUGGAUCAAUGGGCUCUCUAUAGCAAAAAGGAAAUUUGGAAAAAAAGGCACUUCAAUUGGUAUUUUCGACACCGCAAACUCACAUAUUCUCUGAUAGUUCUUAUGGGAGUUGCGGCCAUUGUUCUCUUUGCUCCACGCUACAACCUGAAGUCUGAUGCAUUGGGCAUAAUCAAACUCAUUUGGGGUAUCCUAUUAUUCUUUUUGUUGAUCGCUGUAUUGCUGGUUGGAGGAUACGCCAUGAAGAAUCGAUACGCUUCUCUGUUCAGUUUUGACGAUGAUGAAGCCAAGAUUCUUGGAGCGUUUUGCAACACAAUGAACUUGGUAAAUUCAUUUAUGUUUUUGGGGGAAACGUUAAAAGUCACCGUUUGUAAGAAUGGACUUAUAGCCAUGACUACUGAACGUACCAUGGGUGGAGAUGUCAUUUGUUAUCUGGCUGGUUGUAAGCAUCAAGUUGUCUUGCGGAAGGAGAAAGAAUUCGGGAAGUGGAGAGUUGUUGGCAGGGCAUUUGUGCCAGUUCAGGAUAUUGAACGGAUCAUCCAACAGAAAAAUGGAAAGGAUCACUCAGGAAAGCUUAGGGUAAUGGGAGAAAAGUUUACACUGGUUUGAGGCUGGGGUUUCAGGUCUCUUAUCCAUAUUCUAGGCACGCGACGUGUGUAGAAUCCGUUGAAAACGCAGCUCGCAGUAAUAGUAAUGUAUAUUCAUCAAAGUCCUAUGGAUUCACGUUCUCACCAUCGGAUGGGCUUCACUUUAGAAUUUACCCGGAGAUAGGGAGGGGGUUCACGAGGAGAAAAUUGUGUAUAAGCUUCGUUUCUCAAAGGAAUUGUCUCGAGAAUCACGGAACACAAUUAGAUGAACGCAUAGAUGAUAUGACAGAUUUUGGAUCUAAAACAAGGUUGGAGAGCGUUGUGCUAAUCAACGAAAUGUCAAAUUUCUGUGCAGUGGGAUCUGAAUCGAAUCGAGGUGAGGCGAGGCGAGGACGUCGAUUUAUCUAAUUCGGUGUAUAUGAAAGGCUGGGCUGUGAUAUAAUGCGCAGAGUUUCUUGGUUCCUGUGUUCAGUUUAAAAUUUAGGAGAGAGUUCAAUAUCUGAUGACA